Messenger RNA from Melampsora larici-populina 98AG31, 1848 nucleotides. RefSeq lists its product as uncharacterized. The record is from RefSeq and is a predicted model, not a curated record. The transcript is spliced from 6 exons. Bases 1 to 1848 code for a protein of 615 amino acids. Lineage: Eukaryota; Fungi; Basidiomycota; Pucciniomycetes; Pucciniales; Melampsoraceae.
AUGUUUGUUGAAUGUGGCUCAGAUUUUGAUGUAGGCCCUCACGAUGUAAGUGUUGAUAUUAUGUCCAGCAUGGCUAGUACUCGAUCCGGUCGAACUCGAGGUCCCCCUUCUGGUACUGGAACAGCUUCCAUGUACUCAACCAGAGCUAAACGUUCAGGCCGAGUCCUUGCAUCACCUACCAGGAAGUCCACCUUGACCAAAGCGCGCUCAACCAAAACUACCAUGACUAAAUCAAAUUAUUCUACAAACCAAGCAAAUGAACUAUCAAUCAACGAGUUCUUACCUUCAACCUCCAACAACCAGCCAACUCCUAACCCCCCCGUUUUACGGUCUCCAACGUUGGCUGAGCCUUCUGCUGCUCUGCCACAGUCUCAAACUUCAUUUGAUAUCUCUCAAAUCAAUGCAACUAUAUCUCAAACCAAUGCCACUUUGUCACCACCCAUUCACAAUGCUUGCAGCAUACCUUCAGACUCCAACAACCAGCUAACUACUAACCCUUCCAUUUUACGGUCUCCAAACUCGGCUGAGGCUUCUGUAGCCCGCUCACAGCCACAAACUUCAACUGAUAUCUCUCAAAUCAAUACAACUAUAUCUCAAACCAAAGCAACUUUGUCACGACCCAUUCGCAAGGUUUGGAUCACCAACCGGCCUAGAAACAAUGGACCUGCAGAAUCCAGCGACGAAGAGCUUGGCGACUUAUUCAACCCGGGUGCUAUGUCUGAUUCAGAUCUGUCUCUAGAAGAAGACUCGAGACCUUCUAAACGCCAACUUUCCCAAAGGAACACUGAUCAAGCACCACCGGCCUCUAAACGUUCUCGCCGAGUGCCUCAAAACAAAUCUCAAGCUCAACUUCAAGGUGUUGAUUCUCAAGAUAUCGAUACUCAAGAUAUCAGUUCAUCUAUCAACAGGAAUGCACCUCUUCCUCAAAGCUCAUCAAGCUCACGUGCUACCGACCUUCCAACACUAUUGAAUUAUCAGGCGGUGUGUAAUGAGUGGUCGAUGACCAGGAUUUCAGCAGUCAAGCGGACUAGCUCAGCUGUGCCACAAAAUAUCCAAGAAGAGGCUAAAGCGCUCAAACAGCUGUAUCAUCAUCACAAAGAGAUGCUCGCGAUGAUGGGAAAUGUCACCUUGUUUACAUUGGACAAAGCGAUGUAUGUUCUUUCAUUCAUAGUCAUACUAUUUCACAACAUUCUUAAGAUUGAUCCAAUCUUAAUCCGCUUCAGAGGCGAUCUAGGUUCAUCCCGAGGUCAAGGUCAGGAUGGCUAUCGCCUUUGGAUGAGCUAUUCAAAGAUGGCCAAUAAGGAAUAUAGAUCAUCAAAGUCGUCGACUGAAAAAGAAAAGCGCCAACAGCCAGCAGAUGUCAUAAAAACCGACCUCACCAAAGCCCUUUGGGCAGAUCUAAAGGAAGCACUUGGAUAUUCUCCAGGAAAAGGUUUCCCGCGCAAACCGAACCCGGGAGAAUGUCUUAAAGCUAGAGGUUUUCCGGUCAAUAUCGUCCAACUCGAUGGAAGCAGCCUGAAGCCUGAAGAUCUUGCCUUGGGUGUUGACAAGAUGCCAAGCAGCAAGAGAUCACUGUGGCUGAACGACGUGAAAGCAGGUUUAUUCAAACUAGUAAAUGACUCAGCCGUGGCAAACAGCAGCAACAAUAUUAAUGAUUUGAAUGAUGGUGGCUCAAAUCCGCAAGAUAUUGAAGACGACAAAGAGCCAUGGGGAGUUAUCUCUGGCUUAGACGACAAUUGUGAUCAUAGAGUUGAUGAUAUGUAUAUCGGUAUGGGUGUGGAUGAAGACAAUACCAACCUCGGUAUGGGUCUGGAGGACGACGACCUACCUGAUGAUGAUGAUUUUUAG